AUGUGUAUUACUGUAUUGUGGACAUGUUUAAUGCAAGGUCAACACGUGGGGGGCGUGUUGCCUGCUACACGCAGGGGGCGUGAAGAGACGUGGCGGAACCUCGUUGGUUGUAGCCCGAAUCACGCCGGGGGCGUGUUGCCACAGCACGGGAAAGGCGUGCUGUCGUGGCGCAAUGUCAUUGGCUGGAGAAGGAAUCACGCCGGGGGCGUGUUGACUCAGCACGGGGGGCGUGGUGACGUGGAGCUAGCACGCGGUAGUGCAAUGGAGGGUACCGCAAAGUUGGUGGUGUAUCGCAACGGUGAAAUAAUUCGCAAUACUCAUGAGGGAGUGAGGUUUGUCUGCCAGAAUCCGUUUUCGUUUGUGGUUCCAUUCACCAUGACGUUAAUGGAGCUUCAGAACGGUCUCUGUCAAAGUAUAGAGAACGGUACGUUAAUGAGAGUGAGCAGAAUUUUGUACCGGAAUCCAGUUAUAGUUUUUGGUGGUCUAAUACAAUUUGAUACCAUGCCGAUCACUGACGAACGUAGAGACAGAAGGGAUUCAAAUGUUUUAGAUAUAGAGGAUGAUAGAGCUGCAGUGUACGAGGGAAUAGAUAGUGACAGCGAAGAGGAUUUUGAAGCCACUUAUGAAGCCGGCGAUGAAGACAAGGAUGGUGACGUGGGAGUUGAGACAGCAACGGAGAAUAUAGUGGUUCAUCCCUCGAGCAGUCAACCGAUGAACGUACCACCAUUCAUGCGUGAGUUGGAUCUCGACGCCAUGCAUGCACCGGAAUUUCCGGAAUAUGCAAACAUAGGCAUUGCUGAUCCUGAGGAUGGAGAGUUCCGGAUUGGAAUGGAAUACAGUUCCAGAAAGUCAGUGGUGGCUGUAAUUAGAAGAUACACUAUCGUUAGAGGAGUUGACUACGAUGUGUAUGAGUCUGAGCCACAGAUCUUCUAUGCAAAAUGCAAGAUGUAUGGGCGUGGGUGCGACUGGCUUAUCCGAGCCAGCUUGAUACGGAAAAAAGAUUGUUGGGAGAUACGCAGAUACAAUGGAAGGCACACGUGCACAAUGGGAACGAUUUCACAGGAUCAUUCCAAGUUGGACUCGGAUACCGUUGCUGAUAGUAUAUUGCCGUUAGUCGAGACUGACCCGUCAAUCAAGGUGAAAUCUAUAAUAGCGGAAGUCCAGUCAAGGUUCAACUAUACGAUCAGUUACCGAAAGGCUUGGUUGGCAAAGCAAAAGUCCAUAGAAAAAAUUUUCGGUAGUUGGGAGGAUUCUUACCAAGCCUUGCCAUGGUGGCUAUCGGUCAUGGUUCAUAAGAUACCUGGGUCAGUUGUGCAAAUAGAAACACGCCCACUGUACAACGGGAAUGAGGAGGCGCAAGGUGUAAAAAUACUUCAUCGCGUAUUUUGGAGCUUCAAUCCAUGCGUUAGGGCAUUUAGGCAUUGCAAGCCUCUAGUUCAGGUGGACGGCACACACUUAUACGGAAAAUACAAAGGAACACUCCUGGUCGCUGUUGCACAAGAUGAGAACCAGAACAUUGUGCCUAUAGCUUUUGCGCUGGUGGAAGGGGACAGCUGA
Arachis stenosperma is the source of this 1557-nucleotide messenger RNA. RefSeq lists its product as uncharacterized. The record is from RefSeq and is a predicted model, not a curated record. Bases 1 to 1557 code for a protein of 518 amino acids. The transcript is spliced from 4 exons. Lineage: Eukaryota; Viridiplantae; Streptophyta; Magnoliopsida; Fabales; Fabaceae.